GGAAAUUAUGUUUGACGCAUCAUCACGUCUGAACUACUGGGCUGAUUAACUUGUAAUGCUGCUUAUAAAUUCUCAAUCAACCGAGGAUUCUUAUAGGCCUAUUUUUAAUUCUUCUGGAUUUCAUUACGUCAAGUUUUAAAAUAGAAUCUUGCGAAGCACGGGUUAACUGCUAGUGCACAUCUUUCUGAAAUAGACACAAUCUGAAAAUUUUCUAUCCGAUGAUGACGUCACGAUUUGGAGAUAUGGCAGUAGAUGUUGCCCUCAGAGGCUAGACUUCUCAGCGUGUCUAUUCUAUAACUGGUCUAAGAUAAUAGUAAUAGGUUAUCUUGAAAAAGCAUGGCAGGAAUAGACGAAUUAUCCAAGAAUAUUGUUGUGGUACGUGCAAAACCUGAAAGAAAAGUUUUCAAACCAGUGAAAUCUGUAAGUAAAAUACCUACUCAUAUAUUAAAAAAUGUGGAAUUACAAUUGGCAAUUGACAGUUUGCCAAAAAACUACAAUUUUGAAAUUCAUAAAACGAUUUGGAGAAUCCAGUCUACUCAAGCCAAAUGUGUAGCACUGCAGAUGCCAGAAGGGUUAUUAAUGUUUGCCACUACGAUAUGUGAUAUUAUUGAAAGGUUUACUGAAGCUGUUACAAUAAUCAUGGGCGAUGUCACUUAUGGAGCGUGCUGUAUUGAUGACUUUUCUGCCCGUGCAUUAGGAGCUGAUUUUCUUGUACAUUAUGGCCAUAGCUGUCUUAUACCAGUCGAUCAGACAGUUGGAAUCAAGGUUUUGUAUGUUUUUGUUGAUAUUAAAAUAGAUAUUCAUCAUUUUUAUGAGACAGUAAAGCUGAACUUUGAUGUUUCCUGUAAAUUGGGAUUUGUUAGUACAAUUCAGUUUGUAACAACACUUCAUGCCGCUGCUAAUGAUCUUCGCCAGCAUGGGUAUCAUAUCAACAUACCUCAAACUAAACCUCUUUCACCAGGAGAAAUUUUGGGCUGUACUUCAGCAGUGAUAAAAGAUGUUGACAGUUUGAUCUAUCUUGGUGAUGGAAGAUUCCACCUAGAAUCCGCUAUGAUUGCCAAUCCCGAUUUAAAAGCUUAUCGUUAUGAUCCUUAUGAGAAGAAGCUUACAAGAGAGUUCUAUGACCAUGACAAGAUGCGCGCUGUACGGAAUGGAGCUGUGAUGCUAGCUGCUGCAGCUAGAACAUUUGGCCUAGUUCUUGGUACACUUGGUCGUCAGGGUCAUCCGAAGGUUUUACAUUAUAUUCAGAAAGAGAUAGCCAAUCUUUCCAAGGAAUCGGUCAUAGUUCUACUUUCAGAAAUUUUCCCGAGUAAACUCAAACUUUUCACUGGAGUUGAUGCUUGGAUUCAAGUUGCUUGUCCUCGUUUAUCCAUCGACUGGGGCAUUGCUUUCGAUAAGCCUCUGCUUACUACUUAUGAAAGCUCAUUAGCUCUGGCUCAAGCCCAGAUAACAGGUUCGUACCCUAUGGACUUCUAUGCAAAUAAUAGUCUUGGCCCUUGGACUCCAAAUCACAAGCCUGAUACUUGUUGUGGAAAAGGCUGUAACAAAAACUUGGAAAAUAAAUCUUUAGAGUGAUAAUAA
Molecule: messenger RNA, 1581 nt
Organism: Nilaparvata lugens (brown planthopper)
Lineage: Eukaryota; Metazoa; Arthropoda; Insecta; Hemiptera; Delphacidae
Gene: Dph1
Product: 2-(3-amino-3-carboxypropyl)histidine synthase subunit 1
Exons: 2
Coding region: 337-1575 (412 amino acids)
Biological process (GO): protein histidyl modification to diphthamide
Molecular function (GO): 2-(3-amino-3-carboxypropyl)histidine synthase activity
Source: RefSeq, a predicted model, not a curated record